Orycteropus afer afer is the source of this 1546-nucleotide messenger RNA. The record is from RefSeq and is a predicted model, not a curated record. NCBI's taxonomy places the organism in Eukaryota, Metazoa, Chordata, Mammalia, Tubulidentata, Orycteropodidae.
AUGCAUGGAACUGUGGGGCACAUGUUUGGAGAUCUCAAGUUGGGAGAAUCAUGGGCAUAUCACCACUGGUUGGAGGACCAGGGGAACCAGGAGAAGCCUUUGAGGUGUUUGUUUGCUGCUCCCAAGGAAAUGGCCUCUGGGGAGAGAGGCUUGGGUUGCACUGAGCUUGGGAGAAGCCUCCGGCUGACUUCAGCCUUCGUCAGGAAGCAAAGAAUAGUGGGUGGAGAGAGACCCCUCAAGUGGCACAGGCCAAGAAAGAGCUUGAAACGCCAAAGGACAUUCAUAGAGAAGAAAGUAUUUCACUGCACGGGAUGUGGGAAAGCCUUCACUUACCAUUCAGACUAUAUUUUGCAUCAGAGAGUUCACACUGGAGAGAAACCCUACAAGUGUAAUGAUUGUGGGAAGACGUUUAGCAACAGCUCCUAUUUCAUCCAGCACCAUAUCAUUCACACUGGAGAGAAGCCCUAUGCAUGCAGCGAAUGUGGCAAGACCUUCACCCAGAGCUCGUCGCUCACUGAACAUCAGAGGAUUCACACUGGAGAGAAACCCUACAAAUGCAAGGAGUGUGGGAAGGCCUUCACCCAGAGCUCCUCCCUCAUCAAACACCAGCGUUGUCAUACUGGGGAGAAACCCUAUAAAUGCAACCAGUGUGGGAAGUUCUACUCACAGGUUUCCCACCUCACGCGCCACCAGAAAAUCCAUACGGGGGAGAAGCCCUACAAGUGUAGUGAGUGCGGGAAGGCCUUCUGCCACACUUCCUCCCUGACCCAACACCAGACAAUCCACACAGGGGAGAAACCAUAUAAAUGUAACGAAUGUGGAAAAACGUUCAGCCACAGUUCCUCCCUGACUCAGCACCAGCGAGUUCACACUGGAGAGAAACCUUAUGAAUGCUCCAGCUGUGGCAAAGCCUUCAGCCACAGUUCUUCGCUGACUCAGCAUCAGAGAAUUCACACUGGUGAGAAGCCCUAUGAGUGUAACGAGUGUGGGAAGGCUUACACACAGAUUUCCCACCUCAUGAGGCACCAGAGUGUUCACAUGGGGGAGAAACCCUACAUAUGUAAUGAGUGUGGGAAGGCAUUUAGUCACACCUCAUCUUUUACACAACACCAAACAAUUCACACUGGUGAGAAGCCCUACAAGUGCAAUGAAUGUGGGAAAACCUUCAGCCAGAACUCUUACCUCAUUCAGCACCAGAGGGUUCACACUGGAGAGAAGCCAUACGAAUGUGGGGAGUGUGGGAAAGCCUUCAGCCGGAGCACCCACCUGAUUGAGCAUCAGAAAAUCCACACAGGUGAGAAACCCUAUAAGUGUAAGGAGUGUGGGAAGACAUUCAGUCACAACUCAUCCCUCACUCAACAUCAGAGGAUUCACACUGGUGAGAAACCCUAUGCCUGUAAGGAAUGUGGGAAAGCCUUCAAUCAGAGUAUCCACCUUAUUCAGCAUCAAAGAAUUCAUACUGGAGAGAAACCCUACAAGUGCAAUGACUGUGGGAAAACCUACACACAGAUUUCACACCUCAUUCAGCAUCAGAAGGUUCACACUG